Messenger RNA from Physella acuta, 1307 nucleotides. Its product is annotated as neprilysin-like. NCBI's taxonomy places the organism in Eukaryota, Metazoa, Mollusca, Gastropoda, Physidae. The record is from RefSeq and is a predicted model, not a curated record. Gene Ontology annotation, molecular function: metalloendopeptidase activity. Gene Ontology annotation, biological process: protein processing. Gene Ontology annotation, cellular component: plasma membrane.
AUGGUGUUUAAAACGAUUGCGGCAAGAGGAAAUAUCGUCAUUGAAUCAACGGACACAGUUAAGUUGGAUCGAGACUGGUACUUUAAUCAGCUUUCAGAUUUACUGAGAUCCACUUCAAAAAGAGCUCUGGCUAAUUACAUGAUGGCUCGCCUGCUUACCUUUACUGAACUUCUGGACUUUCGCUUCAUGGAGUUAAAUAACAAAUAUCCUGCAGAUCAAUCCAAAAAAACUACUAGUACACGGUGGUUGCAGUGCUUGAAAACUACGCAGGAGAAACUCCCAGAAGCUGUUUAUCGGAUGUAUGUGGAUAAACACUUCAGAAAGGAGGAUAAAGAUUCCGUAAUGGCUAUGAUCCAUAAUAUCACUGAGACUUUUCACGAGAUAUUGGAUAAAAAUACUUGGCUGUCCAACGAAACAAAGGCACGAGCAAAGACCAAGCUAUCAGCAAUGGGUUUCAAUGUUGGAUAUCCAGAAUCUCUUUUAGAUGAUAAUAAACUCAAUGCAUACUAUUCUAAUGUUUUUAAGCCCGGAUUUGAAACGCUCGGAUUUUUCGAGUUGUCUCUAACAAUGGUUAAAAGCAGCGCAUUGGAAAAUUUAAAAUUACUUGCAGCGGAGACAGAAUACCCGGAGAAGUGGCCCGUAUCCACAUCUGUCGCUCAUGCUUACCAUAUCCCUACAAGGAACAGCAUAUUUAUUCUUGCUGGAAUCUUACAACCACCAUUUUACUAUCGUAUGGGCUCAAGCUCUAUGAAUUAUGGCAGUAUCGGAUCAGGGAUCGGUCAUGAAAUAUCCCAUGGAUUUGAUACUGCGGGUUCACAAUAUGAUGAGAAUGGAGAACUAAAUGAUUGGUGGACUUGGAGUGACAAAUAUAUCUUUAAAUAUCUUGCAACUUGCUAUGCUCAUCAAUACAGUUUUUACAACUGGGAAGGUCACCAAGUGGAUGGUUACAAGACCCUCAAUGAGAAUUUAGUUGAUCAUACAGGGUUAGACCAAAGCUUCUUGGCUUACAGAAGAUGGGUAACAAAAAGAGGUGCGGAAGAAGAAAAGUUACCUGACCUUAAUCUCACUCAUAACCAGAUUUUCUUCGUUAGCUUUGCCCAGCUAUGGUGCUCUAAAGUAAAAGACGGCUUUCACCCUUUUAUCUUACAAUACGAAACACAUGCUAUGGGCAACGUUCGUGUUCAAGGACCACUCUGCAACUCUAACUAUUUUGCUAGAACUUUCGAUUGUAAGAUCAACUCAACCAUGAACCCUGAGAAUAAGUGUUUUAUGUGGUGAAAUGCGCUUGUAUCUCUCUCUAUAUAUAA